AUGAAUCCCCCAGACCCUUUGGCUCCAAGUGUGGUAUCAGCCACAGCCAUACCAAACACUGAAGUGGUCGUUCCGGCUGUACUGGAGCACGGUCUGACGCAGGACCAGAGGGUGACAUCAGCUGAGAUGUGUCAAGGGACGACUGUGGCGCUGUCCAGUGUUGCCAAGUACUGGGUGUUGACCAACCUGUUCCCUGGCCCUAUACCUCAGGUGUCAGUGUACGGACUGCAGUCACCGAGGCUGGAUGGCAAGGACGGAACUCCUUGUCUGACUCCUGUCAAUGUUGGUGUGGAGACGAUGACAUUGAUACAGCAGCACCAGGCACAAACUAUCCCAGUAUCCGUGGGUGCCAUGUCCACUCUGACACUGCCGUCACCUCAGCUGACCACAGUAGCUCUGCCUGCGUCUGCCUCCGCACAGCUGGAGGACAAGUCAAGCUGUGUGACUGAGCAGUGCGGCAACAACCAGGUCCACUGUCAGGUGCAGUGCGACCUUACUCUGGUACAACAGCCAACACUGGUACCAACCUCUCAGAGUAUAACUUUGACACCAGAACAACACCAGCAGUUGCAGCAACAGGUGCUGCAACACCAGGCGUUGGCGCAGACGACGGAUGGGCAACAGAUAGAACUGGUGGUGCAGGAAGUCAAGGUGGAGGAUGACAAGAAGGAGGUCGGAGUCAUCACCAGCUAUCAAGGAGACAAACAACAGCCAAACAUACAACAAAUCCUGGUAGAGAAACCUCUAGGCGAUAAUAUUGUCUAUAAGCCAGUGAACGUGGACGACAUCAACCAGUUGCUGGCAUACCACGAGGUGUUUGGCAAACUGCAGGGAACAGAAGCCCCUGCUGUGGCCCCCCCGCCCACUGUAAAGACCCCGGAGAGUGACCCUGACCCCCCCGCCAGUCCUCCGGGCACCCACGUGUGUGACUUGUGCAACAAAGUGUUCCCCUACAGGUACCAGGUGAUCGUCCACCGCAGAUACCACACGGAGAGGAAACCCUUUCAAUGUCAGGUUUGCGGACGAUCGUUUGAGAAUGCAGAUGAGCUGAGUCAACAUGGGAAGAGCUGCCAUCAAGACAACAAUUCUAUGUUGACUUGUCAGGUUUGUUUCCACGUGUUUGCGAGCGCCGGCAGUUUGGAGCGACACGUAAGACGACACUGUCUCGAUAAACCAUACCAGUGCAACAUCUGCAAUAAAGGCUUCGGUCGAAAGGAACACUUAGACAAUCAUCAGCGUUGCCAUUCAGGCGAGACUCCGUACAAAUGUCAGUAUUGUGAAAAAAGCUUUAGUCGGAAGGAGCACAUGGUCAACCAUGUCAGGAAACAUACUGGUGAUACGCCCAACCGGUGUGAUAUUUGUAAGAAAGCGUUCACCCGGCGGGAACACUACUUGAAUCACGUGCUGUGGCACACAGGAGAGACCCCCCACACUUGCGGCCUCUGCGGCAAGAAGUACACCCGCAAGGAACACCUGGCCAACCACGAGCGCAGCCAUACCAACGACACACCCUUUCGUUGUGAGGUGUGCAGCAAGGCGUUCACCCGCAAGGAGCACUUCACCAACCACAUCAUGUGGCACACGGGAGAGACACCUCACAGAUGUGACUUCUGCUCCAAGACGUUCACUCGCAAGGAACAUCUGUUGAACCAUGUGAGACAACACACUGGAGAGUCUCCUCAUAGAUGCAGUUACUGCACAAAGAGCUUCACACGCAAGGAACACCUGGUCAACCACGUAAGACAACACACGGGUGAGACGCCUUUUCAGUGUCAGUUCUGUCCAAAGGCGUUUACGAGGAAGGACCAUCUGGUGAACCACAUAAGACAGCACACAGGUGAGUCCCCACACAAGUGUACGUACUGCACCAAGAGCUUCACACGCAAGGAACAUCUCACCAACCACAUACGACAACACACGGGAGAGUCUCCUCACAAGUGUUCGUAUUGUUCCAAGUUCUUCACGAGAAAGGAACAUCUCACCAACCACAUCAGGAUCCACACGGGAGAGUCGCCGCACCGAUGUGAGGUGUGCAGCAAGACGUUCACACGCAAGGAACACCUAGUGAGUCACAUGCGUGUGCACACCGGGGAGACAGAACACACAUGUAAUGUGUGCAGCAAGCCGUUUGUGAAGAAGGAACACCUGAUCAACCACAUGCGCAGUCACACGGGCGAGCGACCAUACGCGUGCGGGGAAUGUGGAAAGAGCUUCCCUCUCAAGGGUAAUCUGCUGUUUCACCAAAGAUCGCACAACAAGGGUGCUGCGGCAGAGCGUCCGUUCCGCUGCGACCAGUGUCCCAAGGACUUCACCUGUAAAGGUCACCUGGUCAGUCACAAGCGCAGCCACUCUGCGACCCCAUUCAUAUGUGAACAGUGUGACAAGAGCUUCGUCAGCAAGGAGGCGUUGGUCGCACACAUCAGAGAGCACGACGGCGCAGAGGCGUCCACUACGACGGAACUGCCCACCCAGGCACUGACCACCUACUAGCCAGUGUAGACAUGGCAUUUGUCUAAAAUUGUCCGUUUCUAAUCACCUCAGGUCCUAUUGUGAAUUUGGUCACUGCAAGUAGAUUUUCCUUAAAUUGUUAAUUCUGAAGCCUGUUUUGAUAGGUAUUUUAUGUCCAGUUACGUUAGAGGAUGUUUUUUAGAUUGUUUAGUUUUACAAUGUGUCUUACUCUUUGGUAUAAUAGGAUUAUUAUGUACAAGGAUAGGGAUCAGCUAGCUUACCUGGUAGACAGUCCAGAUUAGCCUUGAUUACACAUAAAACACAUGACACAAAGAAGACAAACAGUAGUUUACGAAUCGGUUUUAUCAUUAAGUUAAAGUAAUUAUCAAGUUAAACAGUAGCAAGUUGACAGUAACAAGGUAAUUUAAACCACUAUAUAGUUAAACAGUAGGCUUGCCUUAGCCCUUAAUGAAGGAAAUAGUUUAAUGUACAAAUCAUGACAGAAGGAUAUAUUUGUUGUAGUAGGUUAAAUUGUUGUAUACAGCCUACUACAAGAACUAAAACUACAUCUGAAGGAGCUGAGAUUCCGAAUUUCUACCAUCAGCUAAGUGUUUAUCUUUCAAGUGUUGUUACCUUCAACUAUUUUUUACAGUUAGCUAAGCCUGCUGUUUAACCUAUUUAGCACAAAAUAUUUUAAGACCGUGCCUAAAGCUGUCUUAACCAAAUAAUUUCACACUUUUAAAGUUGAUUAAGUAAAAAAGUAUAAAUCUUGAGAAAACAUCUUUUACGCUGGACAUUGAAUCGGCUUCAUCUAAUCCAUAGGAAUUAUA
Molecule: messenger RNA, 3278 nt
Organism: Macrosteles quadrilineatus (aster leafhopper)
Lineage: Eukaryota; Metazoa; Arthropoda; Insecta; Hemiptera; Cicadellidae
Product: zinc finger protein 83-like
Exons: 18
Coding region: 1-2490 (829 amino acids)
Source: RefSeq, a predicted model, not a curated record